UCAGCGGGGAGCGACAGACGGCGGGGCGAGAGUGGGAAGGUGCGAGCCACCGGGCGGAGAAGAAAAGAGGGAGGGCGACGAGGAAGAGGGCAAGGAAAGGGGGGAGAAGGACUGGCCGGCGGACCGUCCGCUGCCUUCCGCGUGCCGCCGCCGCCGGGCCCGUCAGCUCGGCCCUGCCUUCCGCGCGCGCCGCCCUGAGGGAGCCCCAGUCGCCCGGCGGGACCAUGGCCACCGGAUCUCAUACCAAUAUGAUUUCAGCACAGCAGCCUCCAGGUGGACGGGGACCAUAUGUGGAGAUAAUUGAACAACCCAGGCAAAGGGGCAUGCGCUUCCGAUAUAAAUGUGAAGGGCGGUCAGCAGGAAGCAUUCCAGGGGAACACAGCACUGACAGUAAUCGAACAUACCCUUCCAUACAGAUUAUGAACAGCUAUGGAAGAGGAAAGGGAAAAGUGAGAAUCACUUUAGUAACGAAGAAUGAGCCAUACAAACCUCAUCCUCAUGAUCUAGUUGGAAAAGACUGCAGAGAUGGCUACUACGAAGCAGAGUUUGGGCAGGAUCGCAGAGCUUUAUGUUUUCAAAACUUGGGUAUUCGGUGUGUGAAAAAAAAAGAAGUGAAAGAAGCCAUCAUUUCACGAAUUGCAACAGAAAUCAAUCCUUUCAAUGUCCCUGAAGAACAGCUACUUAACAUUGAAGACUGUGAUCUCAAUGUGGUGAGACUGUGUUUUCAAGUUUUCCUUCUUGAUGAACAUGGCAAUUUAACUUCUGCUCUUCCUCCAGUGGUGUCCAACCCAAUUUAUGAUAACCGUGCUCCCAACACUGCGGAAUUGAGGAUUUGCCGUGUAAACAGGAACUGUGGAAGUGUCAGAGGAGGCGAUGAAAUAUUUUUGCUUUGUGAUAAGGUUCAGAAAGAUGACAUAGAAGUUCGAUUUGUUUUGAAUGAUUGGGAAGCUAAAGGUAGCUUUUCACAAGCAGAUGUUCACCGCCAAGUAGCCAUUGUAUUUAGGACUCCACCGUAUAAUAAAGUUAUAACUGAACCAGUUACAGUAAAAAUGCAGUUACGAAGACCUUCUGACCAAGAAGUUAGUGACCCCAUGGAUUUCAGAUAUUUGCCUGAUGAAAAAGAUCCUUAUGGUAAUAAAGCAAAGAAACAAAGGACACCUUUAACUUUACAGAAGCUCCUUCACAGUUAUGGUCCAAGUAUUUCAGAAAGACCUAAAGCUUGUCCUCCACGACCUCCUGGAGAUCUUACUGGAGUAAGAAUGAUAAAGAAAGAACCCAAUUUGAUUUCUCAAGUUGCACCUCUGACAGAAAUGCACAGAACUUCUUCAGGAACGACCAAUCAAAUUGCAUCUUAUUAUCCUCCAUCUAUCAGCAACCCAAAUACAAUUUCACAUCAUGCCUCAAAUAUUCGCCCCCUGAUCCACGGAUCUUCUUCCAACUGGUCUUCACUGACUCUCCCAGUGACACCACCCAACAGUUUUUCUUCAGCUACCCUUCAUCCUAAUUCCCAAGGUCACCAGUCAUUUCCAGAAAUGUCUAAUCACCUGAGUAGUGUAGGUUCAAAUCCUUGCCUCUAUAUGGACACAAACGGAACAGAUGGAAUUGGGAAUUUGCCGAUCCCACAGACUGACGUGUUCAGUGCUUCUAACUCCACCAUGCUACCGAAUCAUCCCAUGAAUAGCACAGCUCCUAGUAAUGAUGGCGAUAUGGAGACUGAUGAUCUAAGAUUUUUGAGCAUGAACCUAGAACCUCAGUCAUAUCCAAUGUUAAGUACCAAGGACUACAGAAGACAGAUGCACCAGAUGCCGUCUACCAGUGUAUCAACUCAUGGUUCGUGUGCUGCCCCUUUUGUUUCACAGUCAGAAGCAUUUGAUUCAGUCAACCUCAGCUGCCUGAAUAGUAGCAUACUGAAUGAAUCGCCUGCCUCAAAUCACCCUAAUCCAAAUAAUCACAGUUAUGAUCAGAGUAAUCAGUAUUAUGUUACAGAUGGGCUGCAAAGUGAGGAUCAUUAUAAUUCCUUUGAAGUCAAUUUAGACUUCUUUAAUUCAUAAGUUGUCUGACCAGAAAUGGAGUUCGACCUGCAGGAUGUGUGUUUUGUAGCUAUUUUGAUAUUAAAUCUAUAUUGCUAUAAGAAGCUAAUUUUUUAUUUUUCAGAUUCUCAAGGCAUUGUAUCUUCCAGAUGUAUCAUAAAAGGAUUAAAUUAA
Molecule: messenger RNA, 2204 nt
Organism: Ornithorhynchus anatinus (platypus)
Lineage: Eukaryota; Metazoa; Chordata; Mammalia; Monotremata; Ornithorhynchidae
Gene: REL
Product: REL proto-oncogene, NF-kB subunit
Exons: 11
Coding region: 225-2051 (608 amino acids)
Biological process (GO): non-canonical NF-kappaB signal transduction; innate immune response; cellular response to stress
Cellular component (GO): cytoplasm
Molecular function (GO): DNA-binding transcription factor activity, RNA polymerase II-specific; RNA polymerase II cis-regulatory region sequence-specific DNA binding
Source: RefSeq, a predicted model, not a curated record